Erpetoichthys calabaricus (reedfish) is the source of this 4484-nucleotide messenger RNA. Its product is annotated as gastrula zinc finger protein XlCGF26.1-like. The coding region runs from base 278 to 2944 and encodes 888 amino acids. The record is from RefSeq and is a predicted model, not a curated record. Gene Ontology annotation, molecular function: DNA-binding transcription repressor activity, RNA polymerase II-specific; RNA polymerase II cis-regulatory region sequence-specific DNA binding. Lineage: Eukaryota; Metazoa; Chordata; Cladistia; Polypteriformes; Polypteridae. Gene Ontology annotation, biological process: negative regulation of transcription by RNA polymerase II. The transcript is spliced from 4 exons.
CGCAUGCGCGCUCGAACAGGGCAGGCACGCAGAUCAGGUAGUGACACUGCUGCUUUGACUGCUGUACGAGACUUGUGUCUGCACUUCAGAAACGAAAAGGAGAAGAGAAAAGAAGAGAGAGCGGCGAGGAGAAGUGUCGAUUAAAAGGAGCAUCCCUUCCCAUUUACCUGACCAUGCACCGAGGAGUCUAAUGGCCUCCAGGUCAAGGCUGUCCAAGUGAAAAGGGAAUCUUGGAACAGAAGAGAGGUGUGGCAGGGAGAGAGAGGAGUUUUACAAAAUGAACAUGGCCUCGGCCAAAGAGGACACCGUGAGUGAACGACCGGCGCACAUGACACAAGAGGAUUGUCAGUGGGGCGCACCAGAGGUUUUAUGUGACAAAGAGGAGGACUGUGAAGGCAGCACGUCUGAUUCUGAAGAAGAGUCGGAGGAUGAAAUCAUUCAAGUUACAGUGGAGGAUUCCGAAGACUUCUCGGUUAAUCUUGAACUGCGAAAGCACGAAACGGGGAAGACUUUCAGGCAAGACGUUUGUGAAGAGUCUCACUUCAUUUUACAGCCCUGGUUCACUAAUUUGGGACCACCGGCCACCCAGCAGAAUUCUGUGGAACUGAAAUCGGAGUUAUCGGAGUCCGAAGAAAACAUAGGCGAAGGAGACAGAAGAGAGGCGGCGGAGCAACUAUCACCUACGAGUGUCAGAAUGAAUUCGGAGGAGGAUGGCAGCUCUUCUCCAUCUUCAUUUACGCAGGCCUCUCUUCAGCGCAGACUGCAACACAAAUCGGACACGAAGCAGAUGAAGACAGCAGCAGUGGAAUCGGAGGAUUUGCCAGCAGACUCUUUCCUCUUUAGCUGCCCUCCUGAUGUCAAACUAAAAUCCCUCAAAAGUCAGAGGCAAAUAUCUAAACUCCUCAGUUUUCAGACUGCAGAGAAACCUCCUUGUUGUUUAGAAUGUGGCAAACAGUUCUCUCAAAAAUGCCAUCUUCAGAGCCACAGAAGAAUCCACACUGGAGAGAAACCUUAUUGCUGUUCCGAAUGUGACAAACGAUUUUCUAACAGUAGCACUCUUCGACAGCACACUCGAAUUCAUACGGGAGAGAAGCCAUUUGGUUGUCCUGAAUGUGGUAAACAAUUUUCACGUAUAGGCUCUCUUCAAAGGCAUUCAAAAAUCCACACUGGAGAGAAACCUUACUCUUGCCCAGAAUGUGACAAACGAUUCUUGCGUGUAAGCCAUCUUCAGAGGCACACAAAAACCCACACUGGAGAGAAACCUUAUUGCUGCUCUGAAUGUGGGAUACGAUUCUCUGAGAGCAGUACUCUUCGACAGCACACACGAAUUCAUACCGGAGAGAAGCCUUAUAGCUGUUCUGAAUGUGGGAAGCGAUUCUCUGCAAGCAGCACUCUCCGACAGCAUAGACGAAUUCAUACUGGAGAAAAACCUUAUUGUUGUUCUGUAUGUGGCAAACGGUUCCUCGAAAAUGGCAGUCUUCAAAGGCACAUAAUAAUUCACACUGGAGAGAAACCCCAUAGCUGUCCUGAAUGUGGUAAACGAUUCUCACAAAUAAGCCAUCUUCAGAGCCAUAAAAGAAUUCACACUGGUGAGAAACCAUAUAUCUGUUCUGAAUGUGGCAAACAGUUCUCAGACAGUAGCACUCUUCGAAAGCACACUCAACUUCAUACUGGAGAGAAGCCAUAUCGCUGUCCAGAAUGUGGUAAACAAUUCUCACAAGCAAGCAAUCUUCACAUCCACACGAGAUUCCACACUGGAGAGAAACCCCAUUGCUGUCCAGAAUGUGGCAAGCGAUUCACAUUGCUAAGACAUCUUCAGAGGCACACAAUAAUCCACACUGGAGAGAAACCAUAUUGCUGUCCUCAGUGUGGGAAACGGUUCUCUGAUAGCAGUGGUCUUCGACAGCACACACAAAUUCAUACUGGAGAGAAGCCUUAUUGCUGUACUGAAUGUGGCAAACGAUUCUCACAACUAAGUAAUCUUCAACGGCACGUACGUGUUCAUAGUGGAGAGAAGCCAUACAGCUGUGCCGAAUGUGGUAAAAGAUUUUCUCUUAACAGCACUCUUCAAAAUCAUACAAAAAUUCACACAGGAGAAAAACCUUACUGCUGUUCUGAAUGUGGUAAAGCUUUCUCAUUUUUAGGUAAUUUUCACGAGCACUUAAGAAUUCACAGUGGAGAGAAGACUUAUUGUUGUAGUGAAUGUGGCAAACAAUUCAUACAAGCAAGCAGCCUAAGGAGACACAUCAGAAUUCACACAGGAGAGAAACCUCAUUGCUGUUCUGAAUGUGGCAAACGAUUCUCAUGUAUAAAUGAUCUCCGGACGCACACAAGAAUCCACACUGGAGAAAAACCAUACAGUUGUUCUGAAUGUGGCAAACAAUUUGUUAGUAGUAGCCAUCUUCAGAGGCACAUACGAAUCCACACUGGAGAAAAGCCAUAUUGCUGUUCUGAAUGUGGCAAAAGAUUCUCACAAAUAAGUACUUUUCAGAUCCACACAAGAAUUCAUAUUGGACAAAAAACCUAUAGCUGUUCAGAAUGUGGCAAACAGUUCUCUGACAUUAGCUAUCUUCAGAGGCACACACGAAUUCAUACUGCAGAGAAACCAUAUAGCUGUUCUGAAUGUGGCAAACAAUUCUCGCAAAAAAGUACUUUUCAGAUCCACUCAAGAAUCCACACUGGAGAAAAACCAUAUAGCUGUUCAGUAUGUGGAAAGAAAUUCUCUAACAGUAGCUGUCUUCAGAGGCACAUGCGAAUUCAUACUGGAGAGAAACCAUACUGCUGUUCUGAAUGUGGCAAGCGAUUCUCACAAAUAAGUACUUUUCAGAUUCACACAAGAAUCCACACAGGAGAAAAGCCAUAUAGUUGUUCAGAAUGUGGCAAACUAUUCUCUAACCGCAGCAAUCUUCGGCAGCAUGCACGAAUUCACACUGGAGAAAAGUAACAUUGCUAUUCUGAAUGUGGCAAAUGAUUCACUUAUGGUAGUGCUCUUCCGAGCCACACACGGUUUCAAAACAUUGGGAACAAUGAAAGUUGUGUGGAGAGCAUCAGCAGUGAACCUAAAACACUAAAAGAAAACAGUACAUAGAGGAUGCCAUGAAUUAAGAGUGAGGUUCAUAAUUGUCAUUACAGAUAGCAAAACACCCAGAAGUAGACGUAUUACCCCCGAGAGAAAAAACAUAUCGCUGUUCAAAAUGUGGCAAAUUACUCUGUGGGCCUAGCUGUCUUUGACAGCAUGCAUAAAUUCAAACAGGAGUGAAGCUAUAUUGUUGUUUUGAAUGUUGUAAACUAUUCUCUAACUAUGGCUCUUUUCAUCAGUUAACAUGAGUUCAUACUGAUCAGAAGUACAUUGUUCUUCUGAAUGUGGUAAAUGAUUUUCACAAAGAAGCAGUCUUCAAUGCAACACUUAAAUUUACACUGGAGAGAAAAGAAUCAGAGCUGAGCUAGUUCUUAAAAAUUGACAGCUAAAACCAUGCUGUGGUUAGCAGUGGGGUACUCCACUCAGUGGGCUUAAAAACUGAGACUUAGCCUAAUAGGUCUUGUUGGAAUAUGUCUUAUAUUCCGAGCAAAGCUCAAAUGAUUUCACAAAUGCAAAGAGUUUCUCUUUAAGUCAAGAUGGGUUUAAGCGAUCCACAUUUAUGCAUACACUCGUGAAAUUGAAGCUGCCCUGACAAGCGAUCCUCGAGAACAUGUGUGAGGACUCAAAAAGCACAGAGGAGAGUGUGAGAUUGAGGAUCGGUGACUUUAAGGACGAAGCUGAUGGAAUCCAUAGUGUGUUACUGGACAGCUUGGAAAAGCAUAGAAUUGUAUUUAUUGAACUUAAAAUAGAAGAACAUGUCAGAGUGAGACAGUGGUGGUUGUUUCAGCAGUUGGACAAGACGUAACACUCAGUCUACUGUGUAAAUAAAUACACAAAAUGGAAAUAAGAGCAAGAGAGUCUGCCUGGCAAUCUGUAGCAGACCAAUUCCUGAACACAUCACUGAUCUGACUAUCUGCACCGUGUGAGUAAAUGUUAUUUAAAAAAAAACGAAAAAAAAAUCUUUGGAUUGGAAAUUUGAUUCUAAUAUGUAAAAAAUAUACUUCAAACGAUUAAAACAAGUAAGCAUUUAGCAGCAAGUGAAAACUAUAUAAAAGAACAUCCUUCAGAAUUCCUAGAAUAUACAGUACAUUUAUAUGAAGGCAGUCAAAAAGGAAACUGCAGCUUCUGCCAGAGGCCCGGUGCCCCACUGUCACUCCUGCUGAUUAAUUAGCACUCAUCAGAAUGGCUGAUUGCACAACAUGACGAACCACACACAUCAUCGUCAUUUAACAGGGCUGACCUGUACUCUGAUGCUAUGAACGAAUCGUGUUUUACACAGUCAGCCUGCCACACUUGAGUGUGUUCUGUUGUGAUGGUGACAUUUGGGAAGCCUAAAUAAUGCUAUUAAUUGUCACUCAUUGGAACGUUGGAGAAAUAUGUUUUGUAUAAAAUGAGUAAUUCAAUA